CACACGUCUGUCUGCCUACAGCACGUGACAUGUGUUUACAUCCUCUCAGCUGUGUUCUUUCGGAGUGAAGAACCGACUGGUAGGCAAGUCACCACUUCACAAACUACAGCUCGUUAAACUAACUGACCUUGGUGUUUUCCUUUGAAGUGCAUCCACCCCUGGGACUGAGUUGAUUCAUUUGACUCGGCGCUAGUUAGCCUGUCUUGAUACGACAAUGGUGUGAAGUGGCCCUAAGGGAAGGAGAAGAAGAACACAACCACUCAAUCCCUCAGGUGUCCUCUUCAUCUUUCCAUGCCACAUUAAGACAACAACACAGGGCUCCACUUGUGGAAAGAAGAGUUUUGCUCCCGCUUUUUGUUCUACUGUUUCUUUCUCGCCAUGGGGGGUGCGGUGAGCGCCGGGGAGGACAACGAUGAUCUGAUUGACAACCUGAAGGAGGCGCAGUACAUCCGUACGGACCACGUGGAGCAGGCCUUCAGGGCCAUCGACCGCGGGGACUACUACCUGGUUGGCUACAGGGACAAUGCCUACAAGGACCUGGCUUGGAAGCAUGGCAACAUUCAUCUGUCUGCCCCCUGUAUCUACUCUGAGGUGAUGGAGGCGCUGAAGCUGCAGCAGGGACUGUCCUUCCUCAACCUGGGCAGCGGGACUGGGUACCUCAGCACCAUGGUGGGACUCAUCAUAGGUCCAUUUGGAGUGAACCAUGGAGUUGAGCUCCACAGGGAUGUGGUGGAUUACGCCAAGGAGAAACUGGAUGACUUCAUCAAGAAUAGUGACAGCUUUGAUAAGUUUGAGUUCUGUGAACCAGUCUUCAUGGUGGGCAACUGUCUGGAGAUCUCGUCAGACAGUCACCAAUACGACCGUAUCUACUGUGGUGCGGGGGUGCAGAAGGAUCAUGAAAAUUACAUGAAAAUCCUGCUCAAAGUGGGGGGUAUUCUAGUGAUGCCUAUAGAAGAUCAGCUGACCCAGAUCACCAGGACUGGCCAGUGUUCCUGGGAGAGUAAGAAUAUCCUGGCUGUGUCGUUCGCUCCUCUGGUCCAGCAGAACAGAGCUGAGGGAAGCAAGCCUGAUGCAGUAGAACUGCCCCCGGUGACAGUCAGGAGCCUUCAGGACCUGUCUCGCAUUUACAUCCGCCGCACCCUCCGAGAUCUGACCAACAAGGAGAGCCCUGACAACAGCCUGGUGCAGAGGGCGCCCCAGAAACGCAAGCGCAGGCGUUGCCGGCGGCGACGUAUUAACACUUACGUCUUUGUGGGCAACCAGCUGAUCCCCCAAGCCGUGGAGAGCGAGGAGGACGAACGGAUCGAGGAGGAGCAGCACAAGGAGGAGAAGGAGGCGCAGGAGAAGGAGGCGAAGGAGGAGGAGAGAGACAUUGGCAGCAUUGAGAUACUGAAGGCAGUAAAUGUACUGCGAGAUAAAAUCAUGACUUUACCUCUGCCUGAAUCGCUGAAGGCCUAUCUGUUACACUAUCGAGAAAAAUAACUGAUGGCUCAACCUACUGGCAUCUGUUCUAAUGGAUGCAAUGCCUGCUCAGAUGCUUUUCCUCACUUUCCUGUCUUCUUUUUUCAGUGCAGAAAGAUGUAGCAUUAUUUUGAAUUUCUCUUAAAGGUGAACCUGAAAUGGAGACUGAGAGACUUCCUGGUUGUCUUGGAUACUAUGAUCUGUUUUUUUAUGUUGUCUAUUGUUUUGGAUUUGUAUAUCAAAGCUUUAUUUAAAAGCCUACCUAAUGGAAAAUCAUUUCAAAGAUUAUAUUUUGAGGAUGUAGAUUUUAUCACAUGUUAAUAUUCCAGCAAAUUGUCACUAAAUGAAAUUGUAUAAAAUAAAAAAUGCUAACUAUAUUUGUUAAGAAUAUGAUAAUGUAAAGAUCCAUAAUUUUACUGCAACUUUUUCUAGAAGCUUUAAAGAACUUAUUACGGAAUAAAGAUGUACAAUUGCUGAAUGGAAGAACCAGAGACAUGCAUGUGCACCUCAUAUUAUUUGAAUCAAAGACUAUUAUGGAACAUUUUAUGAAACAUUUUCCUCAUGAAUCUUCGAAGGGGCAAUUCUUUCAUUGUUCUUUCCUCACACUGUUAUGUUUGAGUAGAGUGAUUUUUAAUGCUGCGUGACGAUGAGAGAUCAGUGGGACUCGGACUAGAUUGCUUUGUAAUUUCACCUAGAGGGCAUUCGUAAAUCUAUCAGAAGUGUUACUUUUAGAAUGAUUAUAUCCUCAUAUUUUAUCUCACUUUGCUCUUAAGUAACAUACAUUAGGCUUUUAUAUGAAUAGGCAUUUUAAUUUGGUGAUACAUUUUUAUGGCCUUGAGUGAUUUGUCCGGCAGACUUCUUUUCCCAUCUUUUUUGCUGACUUGCAGAAGGGUUUAUAAUCGUCAUGCCAGCGGUUAGGUUACUGGGGACUCUAAUUAAUGAACAUAUUUCUAAUGGUGAAUGAAAAUGGCCUUCUCAUAAAUGUCUUGAUCUGAGAAUCUAUUUUUCCCCCGGCACAGCAUCGCUAGUUCUUUAUCAUGAGGACUUAACACGUACAGUACCUCAGAACAAACAAGAAAACCCGCUAUGAACUUAUCACUAAACUAUAGUAUUAUUAUUAUAUGACUCAUACCCCUAUGAGUCAUAUAAUAAUAAUAAUAGUAUAGUUUAGUGAUAAGUGGUAUGGAUUCUCUUGAAGGUCAUGUUUGUCAUCUUUGGUCUACAAGACAUCCACUCAUGAUCAUUUGGAGGUGAUGUCCUACAUGAUCAUAAAUAUACUAGUUCUUUCUAUAUGAAAAGAGGUGGUGUGUUUUUAAACCACAAGGAAUGACCCGAGGCGGGUCAUGGCACAAAAACUCACAAUACGUUGUAUUGUACUGUGUUUUCUAUUUGCAGCAGCGCAAAAUUACAAUGAUGGGAGAUUUUUGGAAUCCUUUCUCUGUACUGUUGGUGUAUUCAACAUAACAAGCACCUUAUUCUGUUGUCCUAAAUCAUGAAAAGAGACUUGUUAUCCUUGGGUUGAUGUAUGUUUUUACUGUGGACUGGAGCAAAUGACAAGACACAUGGUAUUUGAGUCCGGUAGCUCUACGUGUAUCAAUUAUAAUUUUAUUGUGAGACUCCCAGUUUAAGAGAUGGCUUUUAAAAUGCCAUUACACCCCAUCACAUCCACUCCUUGUCAAGUGAUUCUUGUUUUAUGGCAAAGUAAAAGGGGACAUUCUGACCACAGUGACGUCUAAGAAGGAUGGGGUGCUUCUACAGUACAUUCCAGAAAUGCUUGAGAAAGAAUAGCAUGCUCAAUACCCAUUGGUAGAUGUCACGUUUGUAUUCAUAUUUGACAGUUGCGUCACAUACUUGGAAAUGCCUGAUUGGUCUUGCUUUGAAAGCAUUUUUAUAUUUCAAUAGCUGAAAUGAUAGUUGUUGAUAUGUUAUUGAGGUUAAAUUUUGUAUGAACAUGACAACAGUGCAGUAGCUGGUUAUGAUACGUUUGGUUCUAAAAUCAUUUGGAUUAGGUUGGAUUUGUUUGUUGUUGUAGCGCUCUCUUGCUGUCACAAGGCACUGCGAAGUCUUCUUGUAUGUAGAUCCAAACUCCGCUUGUGUUAGUUCUAUGGCUAAACAGGCAUGUGCACAAAGCCUUCCAUCUUGUUCUGGUGUAGUGUGUACUAUUUGGGUUUAACAUGGGGUUAGUUGAUUUCUAUAUAUUGGUUAUUGUAUUUUGUGAAGAUCCUGUAUACCUUUUUCCAUCAUGACCUGAGCAGUCUUCAUAUUGCCAGGAAAACAUUUGAAUUGUAAGCAAUAAUACAUAAAUGACUUUAGCUACAAAAAAGAAGCAGCAGAACUGUAUUGCUCUGAUUGGCAAAAACAACACAUUUUUAUAGUCAUCAUUUUGAAUAGUCAAAUCUCUGAAAAAUGCAGAGAUGCUAAAUUAUGUACACAUGAAACUGUUGAAAUCAUUAUUUACAAUUGGUGAAAUGGCAAAGUUAUGGUGGACAUAAUUCAGGAGUCAUAUUACCCCAUGUACCAGAGGUGAUGCAUUAUCAUAUGUACAGUAAUACUUAAUAGGAUUGUUUGGUUCCCCAAAUGGUCCCCACAGUAAAGACCCAAUUCCAAGCGUAUGUUAUGGUCUUGCCUUCAAUUAAUUUGUAGAAAGGCAGAACUAUUGUUCUGUUUUUCUUCUUAUCAGGCUCUUGUUGAUAUUUCAAAGUGUGAUGGCAGUUCAUUGUUGAAAUGGUGUCAGUUGUUCCCUCUGUACAUGUUUCGGCAUACACAAAAUAAAGGUCACAGACUUCA
Molecule: messenger RNA, 4248 nt
Organism: Salmo salar (Atlantic salmon)
Lineage: Eukaryota; Metazoa; Chordata; Actinopteri; Salmoniformes; Salmonidae
Product: protein-L-isoaspartate O-methyltransferase domain-containing protein 1
Biological process (GO): protein modification process
Cellular component (GO): cytoplasm
Molecular function (GO): protein-L-isoaspartate (D-aspartate) O-methyltransferase activity
Source: RefSeq, a predicted model, not a curated record